Molecule: messenger RNA, 1280 nt
Organism: Colossoma macropomum (tambaqui)
Lineage: Eukaryota; Metazoa; Chordata; Actinopteri; Characiformes; Serrasalmidae
Gene: selenou1b
Product: selenoprotein U1b
Exons: 5
Source: RefSeq, a predicted model, not a curated record
CUUAUACACGCACACAGAAAAUACCAGCUUGUGCAACAGCAGCGCACAAUGCCUGGACCCAUGACAAGUUCCUAAACUGUCAGAAGUGGACCUCGUGAGCAGCUCCCACAGGCUGAAGGGCUUUCGAAACGCUCACAGUUGUGUAAGACGGAUCCAGAACAUUAACUUCAGCUUCAUUUCACAGUGUGGCAUCGGGGUCUCGCCCUCUCUGUGCCGGGGAGUAUGUGCUGUGCUGUGUGUGGCUGAAGCGCAGGGUGCAGCUGGUCUGCUUGAUUCUCCUGCGUGUGAAUGUGUCUGUGUCAGCUGAGUUAUGGAGCUGGUGACCCGUACUGUGGGCACUGUGGGAGCGGUGAUCGCUGAAGCUUUGCGCUCUUUCACAGAGCUCUUUCUCACUCAACCGCUCUGCGCAACCGUCGCCCUGCUGGGCGAGACCGAGCUCAAAACACUGGAUGGAGAGGAGUGUGUGUUUAAAGCGCGUGAGCUGUGGGAGAGGACCGGGGCCGUGAUCCUGGCUGUGAGGAGGCCUGGAUGAUUCCUGUGCAGAGAGGAAGCCUCUGAGCUGUCCUCUCUGAGACCCCAGCUGGAUGCCUUCGGGGUUCCUCUGUAUGCAGUAGUUAAAGAGAACAUUGGGACGGAGAUCAAGAACUUCAAACCUUACUUCAAUGGAGAAAUCUUCCUUGACGAGAAGAGGGGUUUCUACGGGCCGCGGGAGAGGAGGAUGGGUCUGUCUGGGUUUCUGCGUGCAGGAGUGUGGAGGAGUGGAUGGAGAGCAUUUCAGAACGGAUACUGGGGGAACGUGUGGGGGGAGGGCUUUGUGCUGGGGGGAGUUUACGUCAUCGGACCAAGACACCAGGGAGUCCUGUUAGAGCACAGAGAAAUGGAGUUCGGAGACAAAGUGAAAACAUCUGAUGUCAUCCAAGCUGUGAAACGGAUCCAAACUGAAUUUCUGCCCCUCCGUCUGAGAUAGACACAACUUCUUAUUCUCAAUCAACAUGUCGAAAAGCCCUUGUGUAUCACACUGAGGUUUAUAUGUGCUGCAGAGCAGAAUGCCAUUUAUACAGGUUGACUCCACAGCACUGCACAGUUUUGUUUACAACUAUUUCAGGUUGAUUUUAAAUUCAUCAUCCCACAAUUCAACAUACAACACCAUUCAACAGACAAAGUCAUACAAGUAUACUGUCUUUUUCUUGAUACCCUGAGACCCUUUCACUCACAAGUACAUCACAGUACAGAAGAUGCAGUAACACUCCUUGAACACUGCUACAUAACACUGACAUAAU